Molecule: messenger RNA, 972 nt
Organism: Cavenderia fasciculata
Lineage: Eukaryota; Evosea; Eumycetozoa; Acytosteliales; Cavenderiaceae
Exons: 2
Coding region: 1-972 (323 amino acids)
Source: RefSeq, a predicted model, not a curated record
AUGAACAAACAACAAAAACAAGAACAAGAAGAAGAAGAAGAAGAAGAAGAUAAAGAAGAAGAAGAGGAAAGCAAUAAUUUAAUAUUAUUACCAAACCUACCAUUCUUGAUACAAGCAAAAAUAUUUGGAUAUGUAAACGAGAUUGGUUUGGACUUGGUUUGUUCGAGAUUCUUUAAACUUGCAUCAUCAAUCUUUACAACACUAGACUAUCGAUUGAUAAAGAGAGAAUGCAACGUAUACGAUCAUCUUCUUCAUCCUUAUUGUGCUUUGAAAAAGAUUAGUCAUCUCGUCAUAUCAAAUGUAGAUUGUCUUCUCUUGGGCCAUGAUAAACCUACAAUUGAACUAGGUCAAGGUGAUAAUGCAUCUAUUUAUAGUGACUUUAUCAAAGAUAACGAUGAAGACGAUGACUUUGAUGAAGAUAUGGAUGAAGAGGAGUAUUUUAAGAUAAUCGAUGCAAAAUGCAAGAGCAUUCAUUGUCAUGGUUGUUAUGCAAGCUGUUUGGAUAUGGACACUAGUCAACGUAAACAACGAUACCCCAAUCUUGUUAGUGUUUAUGGUGGUUAUUGUGACGCUCUCAUGGAUUGGGCCUAUUUAAAGCAAAUUAUAGUUGUAUGCCCUUCUUUGGAAAUCGAAAAUGAUUUCAAUAUUACUUUGGUACUCCAAAGACAUUUAAAUUGGAUUCAAACAUUCCAAGUUACUGCGUGCUUGCAAGAAUACUCAGAGGAAAAUAAAAGGUCAAUGAUCAAAGACCUUCAAGAAACAAUCAACAAGAUGAAAAGUAAUAGGCCCACUGAAAGAGUAGAAUCAUUUAUUCAAUUUUUUGAUAAAAACGAAUACCAAGUACAUUCUUGUUCAAAUCCAAUACAACCAAAAACUUAUUAUUUCGAUGAUGACAAUAAUACUUUACAAUCAUUGUUAUUGGAUAAUGACAAAGAAAGAAAUGUUGUAAAGCUUUAUGUCAAUGUUCAAUAA